This is a messenger RNA of Gallus gallus (chicken), 3518 nucleotides long. RefSeq names its product transcription factor COE1-like. Gene Ontology annotation, molecular function: DNA-binding transcription factor activity, RNA polymerase II-specific; RNA polymerase II cis-regulatory region sequence-specific DNA binding. The transcript has 17 exons. Lineage: Eukaryota; Metazoa; Chordata; Aves; Galliformes; Phasianidae. Gene Ontology annotation, biological process: regulation of transcription by RNA polymerase II. Bases 83 to 1879 code for a protein of 598 amino acids. The record is from RefSeq and is a predicted model, not a curated record.
CUCUCCCGGCCGCCCAACAGCCGCAGAUGCCGCUUCCCCGGCGGCCGGGACGGCCGGCACCUGCCCGGCUCUGAGCCGUGCCAUGUUCUCCGUGCAGGAGGCGCUGCCCCGGGGGGGGCUGCCCAUGAAGGAAGAGCCGCUGACGGCCGGGCUGCCCUCCGUCAGGUGGCUGCAGGGUGGCGUUCUGGACGCCGGCACGGCGGCACAGAGUGGGGUCGGCCUGGCCAGGGCGCACUUUGAGAAGCAGCCGCCCUCCAACCUGAGGAAAUCCAACUUCUUCCACUUCGUGCUGGCCAUGUACGACCGGCAGGGGCAGCCCGUGGAGAUCGAGCGCACCUCCUUCGUGGACUUCGUGGAGAAGGAGAGGGAGCAGAACGGCGAGAAAACCAACAACGGGAUCCAUUACCGCCUGCAGCUGCUCUACAGCAACGGGGUACGCACCGAGCAGGACCUCUACGUGCGCCUCAUCGACUCCAUGUCCAAGCAGGCCAUCGUGUACGAGGGGCAGGACAAGAACCCCGAGAUGUGCCGGGUGCUGCUCACCCACGAGAUCAUGUGCAGCCGCUGCUGCGACAAGAAGAGCUGCGGGAACCGCAACGAGACGCCGUCGGACCCCGUCAUCAUCGACAGAUUUUUCCUCAAGUUUUUCCUUAAGUGCAACCAGAACUGCCUGAAGAACGCAGGGAACCCCCGGGACAUGCGGCGCUUCCAGGUGGUGGUGUCGACGACGGUGAGUGUGGACGGCCACGUGUUGGCCGUGUCUGACAACAUGUUUGUGCACAACAACUCCAAGCACGGCCGGCGGGCACGGCGCCUCGACCCCGCCGAAGCCGCCCCCUGCAUCAAAGCCAUCAGCCCCAGUGAGGGUUGGACCACGGGCGGCGCCACCGUCAUCCUCAUCGGGGACAACUUCUUCGACGGGCUGCAGGUGGUCUUCGGCUCCGUGCUGGUGUGGAGUGAGCUCAUCACACCCCACGCCAUCCGCGUGCAGACCCCCCCCCGGCACAUCCCCGGCGUGGUGGAGGUGACGCUGUCCUACAAAUCCAAGCAGUUCUGCAAAGGGGCGCCGGGGAGAUUUGUGUACACCGCACUGAAUGAGCCCACCAUCGACUACGGCUUCCAGCGGCUGCAGAAGGUCAUCCCAAGGCACCCCGGGGACCCCGAGCGCCUCCCCAAGGAGGUGCUGCUGAAGCGCGCGGCCGACCUGGUGGAGGCUCUCUAUGGGAUGCCACACAACAACCAGGACCUCAUCCUGAAGCGCGCGGCCGACAUCGCCGAGGCGCUCUACAGCGUCCCCCGCGGCCCCGCGCAGCUCUCCUCGCUCGGCACGGCGCACGGCCCCGCUGCCAUGGUGGGCGUCAACUCCUUCGGCACUCAGCUGGCCGUCAGCAUCGGGGAUGCGGCGCAGGGCCCUGAGCAAGGGUACACCCGCAGCACCGGCAGCGCGUCCCCGCGGGGCUACGUGCCCACCUCCACGCCGCAGCAGAGCGCCUACGGGGGCAGCUCCGGCAUCAACGGCUACGGGGGCAGCGCUAUGGCCGGCCUGGGGGUGCCGGGCUCGCCCAGCUUCCUCAACGGCUCCACCGCCAACUCGCCCUACGCCAUCGUGCCCGCCAGCCCCCCGCUGGGCGCCUCCUCCAUCUCACUCCCGUCCGGCACCGCCGCCUCCGCCCCGCCCGGGGGUUUCUCGUUCUCUCCGGUCAAUAUGAUCUCGGCCGUCAAGCAGAAAAGCGCCUUCGCUCCCGUGGUGCGGCCGCAGAGCUCCCCGCCGCCCGCCUGCUCCAGCACCAGCGGGGGCAGCCUGCAGGACGCAGCCUUUGAGGACUCAGACAAGUUCCACACCCCGGCGCGGUCUCUCCAAGGCCUGGCCUAUUCCUAAGCACACCGUGCCUGGGCUCCUCGUGCCACCCCGAGACGUGGAUGGGACGGAGCGCAGCCCCUGCCUGGGGCUGGGGGCCGAGGGGUCGGGACCUCCCAGUCCAGCUGCCCGCGGUGCUAUGGGGCAGCGGGGUGAUGCCGCGUGGGGCCCACGGGAGGGGGCGGCGGGGUCAGAUCGGGGCUCUGCCGCGUCAGUGAACCAAACCCCCCGAGUUUAGCUCCGAAACACCCCGUAACUGUGGGGUGGGGUGAUCUGCGGUGGGGCUGUCUGCGGUGGGACACCCCACAGAGGUGCUCCGUGGUGGGAAGCUCCGCUGUGGGGCAGUUGGGGGCGGGAUGCCCCACAAUGGGAUGUUCUGGGGUGGGACACUGCGUGGUGGGGUGCUCCGUGGUGGGAUGUGCCAUUGUGGGGUGCUCCAUCAUGGGGUGCUCCAUGGUGGGAUGUUCCAUCAUGGGAUGUUCCAUCAUGGGAUGCUCCCUUUGGGAUGCUUCGUUUUGGGACAGGCCAUCAUGGGAUGCUCCAUCAUGGGAUGCUCCCUUUGGGAUGCUCCGUGUUGGGAUGCUCCAUGUUGGGAUGUUCCAUCAUGAGAUGCUCCCUUUGGGAUGCUUCAUUUUGGGACGGGCCAUCAUGGGAUGUUCCAUGGUGGGAUGCUCCACAGUGGGAUCUUCCAUCAUGGGAUGUUCCAUCAUGGGAUGCUCUCUUUGGGAUGCUUCGUGUUGGGACAGGCCAUCGUGGGAUGCUCCAUGAUGGGAUGCUCCAUGUUGGGAUGUUCCAUCAUGAGAUGAUCCAUCAUGGGAUGUUCCAUCAUGAGAUGAUCCAUCAUGGGAUGCUCCAUGUUGGGAUGUUCCAUCAUGGGAUGUUCCAUCCUGGGAUGCUCCCUUUGGGAUGCUCCAUGUUGGGAUGUUCCAUCACGGAGCGCUCCCUUUGGGGAUGCUCCCCAGUCGGCCAUCCCAUGGCGCAUCUCCCCCUGGCGGGUCGCCCCAUCUGGCCCUGCCCCCCCCCCCCCCCCAGCUCACCGCCACCCCCACUCCAGAUGUGCAUUUCCAGCUGUGCAGCCGCCCACCACAGUUGCAGGGCCGGGGCCACGCGGGGCCGUGUCGGGACGCCCGGCUGGGGGGCACACACACACACACACACACCCCCCAUGCAGGCAGAGCCCCCCAAUGGGGCACGCAGCACUUUGCCCCCCCCUCCGUCAGCCCCACCAGCAGCCGGAGCCCCCCAGACGCAGCUGCAGCUCUUCUCCCGUCAUUAUUGCUCCAAUCCCUAUUAAUAAUAACGGUAGUUUUAGUGACAGGUGAGGGCGGGGGGCUCCGUUGGGCCCUAUGGGAGCCCCCCAUCCUGGCACUGCACCCCCCCUCCAGCACUUCCAGGUGGGGGGUGCCACCUCCAUUAAGGGGGAGCAGUCAAGUUUUGUAAAUAAAGGAAAUGAAACAGAAUCCCCCCCCCUCCCCCCCAUGGAGGGGACCCCCCCCCCCCUCCGCCAUGUGUGCCACCCCCCUCCCCAGCUCCUGCCCUGCCCGGGAUGGGGGUCUGGGCUGAGGGACCCCCAGCGCCCGUCCCCAUCCCGCUGUGGGGCUCAGGACGGCGAUGUCCCCAUGGGGUCUGCAUCCCCGGCACGGCGGUGGCACUGGGGGGG